Molecule: messenger RNA, 4751 nt
Organism: Pan troglodytes (chimpanzee)
Lineage: Eukaryota; Metazoa; Chordata; Mammalia; Primates; Hominidae
Gene: TENT5D
Product: terminal nucleotidyltransferase 5D
Exons: 6
Coding region: 419-1588 (389 amino acids)
Biological process (GO): mRNA stabilization
Molecular function (GO): poly(A) RNA polymerase activity; RNA binding
Source: RefSeq, a predicted model, not a curated record
GAUUAGAACGGGUUCCAGUCGCUUGGGGGCGUUGGGGGGCUGGAGGGCAAGAGGUUACGCGCCUCAGCUCCCACCUUGGGUCGUUCGCCUGCACCCAGUCUAACCUGGCACCUAAAGAUUUCACUCUGUCCUUGGCCCCUCACCAUUGUCUCAGAGUUUAAGCCUUAACGGAUGAAGGAAAAAGAUUAUUUGUGAAAAGAAAUUAUCUAACACUUCUCAUCUAUCUAACUGGAGUUUCACUAGCUGGAGAUUCCAUUGGCCAUUUUCGUGGGAAAUUUUUUUCUGGUUGGUGUAUUACUUUAUUCAGUGAUAAUAUGAAAAUUACUAUCUUCACUGAAGGAUCUACUGAAUAAUCAUUUUAACUCAACUAUAUUGCAUUCUUGAAAGCAAUCCUUUCAAUUGAUCUACUGACUUCACAAUGUCUGAAAUCAGAUUCACCAAUCUCACUUGGGAUCAAGUUGUAACACUGGAUCAAGUGUUAGAUGAAGUAAUUCCAAUUCAUGGAAAGGGGAAUUUCCCCACAAUGGAGGUAAAACCAAAAGACAUCAUUCAUGUUGUGAAAGAUCAACUCAUAGGGCAAGGAAUUAUUGUUAAAGAUGCCAGAUUGAAUGGUUCUGUAGCAAGUUACAUACUUUCAAGCCAUAAUGGAAUCAGCUAUAAGGAUCUGGACGUUAUUUUUGGUGUUGAGCUUCCAGGUAACGAAGAAUUUCAGGUUGUUAAGGAUGCAGUUCUAGGCUGUCUACUUGACUUUUUACCAAAAGAUGUAAAGAAGGAAAAGCUCUCCCCAGAUAUCAUGAAAGACACUUACGUACAGAAAUUGGUCAAGGUUUGCAAUGGGCAUGAUUGUUGGAGUCUUAUCUCCCUUUCAAAUAACACUGGGAAGAAUUUAGAACUAAAAUUUGUGAGUUCACUCAGACGGCAGUUUGAAUUUAGUGUAGAUUCCUUUCAAAUUGUUUUGGAUCCCAUGUUAGACUUCUACAGUGACAAAAAUGCCAAGCUAACCAAAGAAUCCUAUCCUGUUGUGGCAGCUGAAAGCAUGUAUGGAGACUUCCAGGAAGCAAUGACACAUUUGCAACACAAGCUCAUAUGUACCAGGAAACCUGAAGAGAUUAGAGGUGGUGGCCUUCUGAAGUACUGCAGCUUGCUGGUUCAUGGCUUCAAGCCAGCCUGUAUGUCAGAAAUCAAAAACCUAGAACGUUAUAUGUGCUCUAGAUUCUUUAUUGAUUUUCCUCAUAUAGAAGAACAGCAAAAGAAAAUUGAAUCAUACCUCCACAACCAUUUCAUAGGUGAAGGAAUGACCAAGUAUGACUACCUUAUGACCUUGCAUGGAGUUGUGAAUGAAAGCACCGUUUGCCUCAUGAGUUAUGAAAGAAGACAGAUUCUCCACCUGAUCGCCAUGAUGGCUUUGAAAGUACUUGGAGAACUAAAUAUUCUACCCAAUACACGAAAGGUAACUUGCUUUUAUCAGCCUGCUCCGUACUUUGCAGCUGAGGCAGGGUACCCUAUUUAUGUAAUGCCUGAGCCGCCCCCCGUUAGCUUCCAGCCAUACCACCCACUGCACUUUCGUGGAUCAAAUGGUAUGAGUUAAAAAAUACACACGCAACCAUAGAAACUUUGAUUUAAUUAAACACCAUUUAAAAGCAAGUUUCCAAAUGUAAAAUUCAAGAUCUGUUUUUAUUUUUGUACAGUUACCAAUUAUUUUCAAUUACAGUUGAUGGAAUAGUAGUUACCAACUAUUUUUGAUCAAUUAAGCCAUCAUAGUAAAUACAAUAUCUAUAAACCAACCACUUUAAAUGUUUUUCAAACGUUAUUGACUAGCUAUAAUAACUUUCAAAUGUUGUGUUCCCCUUGAAGUGAUUUUCAAAUCUUUUGACUACUUGUGACUUUCAAAUUUACUGUGACAAAUAUAUUAGAGAUGCCUGCAUCUUUGACUAUAACAUAAAAGGACAAAUUCAUGUUUUAAAAUUAAGAUGUACAGUGAAGUAUCAAAUUUUUUAUAUUCAGUCAGUUCCUUUGUUACAUUUAGUUCUUUUUUUCUAUUGAACAAUACCAUCAAUAAAUUUUCAGUACUUAACAGAAAUGCCUAAUUUCAAAAGCAACAGAUUCAGAAGACAUUAAAACCCUGGACUUUUCAAGCAUUUUUUUUGACAAUUAAAUUGGGUUGGAUACAAAAAUCCUACUAUAGUUUAAAGGAAUACUGGAAAAAAAAUGGUUCUGGAAAGCCCUGGACAUUAGUAAUUUGUCAUCUAUAUAAUAAAACAUGGAUUUGAAUAACAAUACCAUACAGCUGUGCAACUACUACUGAGAUCAGAUACAGGGUUUUUUUGCCCCUCAAAAUAAGUUAAAACGAAUGAAAAUGACCAGCUCUGAAUGUGAAAGCUUUCUAUCAUCAUCUACUACAAAGAGACUCUAAAUGGCAAACAGGAAAAAAACAGGCAGAGGUUUAUAGCCAUAGCAUUUACCAUUUUAUGGCUUAUUUGAAAAACAUCUUUAUGUUGAGAAACAUUCCAUUUCAGUAAGUUAAAAUAUUUUCAUUGUAACUAAAUGAAGCAGGUUUUUCACUUUGCCUUUACCAAAGAUCAUUUUCUAACAUGCCACUCAAGUGCCUCUUCGUGUGAAUUUUUGCCUAACACUAUAAUUUAUUCAACAACUGUGUACCUUUACAGUAUAUCUAAAUAUAUACUUACCACAUCGAGUAUACUGCUAGAAAAAUCUACCAGUGGGAUUAAAAAUGUAUUUUCUUCCCAUAAUGAAAAUAAUUCAUGACCAAUAUUACCUGAAGUGUCAGAAGAGGAGCUGUCUUAAAUUAAUAUGGAUCAGGCCAUUGGAAAACUUCAGUAUUUCCACUUGGUUAUGAUUCUUUGUGAGUUUCCAUUUCAGUUUUUAUUGACCAUCACGUUUUCUAUCACAACAUGACCUGACAGUUGUAUCCUGAUAAUUUGCCAGUUAUAGACUGUGCUUAUCUUCACUGUAUUACAAUAUUGGACAGAAGUACACCAAAUAUGGCAUUUUCAAAUAACCAAUAUUUCCGAGAUGUUUUAUACCACAGCACAAGUGGCCAUCAGUAUAUUUUUAAAGAAUUAUAUAUCACAGAACCCUGAGGCUUUAAAACACUGUAGACUUACCACUUUCUUGACAAAGAAUUUGUAAUUACAAUAAAAUAUUUAGAAAUGAAAGGACUAUGAUUGUGAUGUCAUGGGUAUAGAUUCAGUAGGUUCAAUAUUUUCCAGAGUGGUAUUUGACACUGAAUAGCAGAAUUCUGAAGCUAUUUGGAAAUAUAUCAUACCCCAUGUGCUCCCAUAGCUUUCUUUGAUCCUUGAGAAUUUAAACUCCUUCUUUCCUAAAAAGCAAAUUAUUUAUGGUAUUCUCCUAAAGCUUUAAGUCCUGAUGGAAGAAUGGCCUGAAAGCUAGGUAUGUUCUCCUAACAUUUUAAGCAUGUAUUUCCCUUGUAACAGCAAAGCUCUCAGAACUGCUAUCUAUGAUUUUCUCAAGAGAAAGAAUUUAAACCUCUUGAAUGGGGAUGGUAUCACUGAAGAAAAAGAUGUAGCUUUAUUUCUCAUGGCUUGCUUUCUAUAGAGACCGUUACCAAGCUAGUACUUUGCUCCCAACCAACCAGAAAAAUAUCAGUCUUCAAUAGUGUAUGAAUAUCUCUCCAGGAUUAGGCUAGUUCCCUUGAGAAGGAGUAUUAUUUCAUUCUGCUGAUUAGGGUAGUAAAUGGAAAAAUUUUUCUGUAAAUUAAUGAAUGCUAGCCUCUUUGCCAAAAGGAGUUAAUAGAAGUUAUUUUUUUAAAAACCCUACUCUAAAGCAUAUGACCUCCCAUUACCAAAGAGAAACAGUAUUAUCUUUGCCUGUUUAAUAUGUAGCCAUUUUAUUUUGUACAAACGCAAUACUGAGUCUUGGUUUAGGAAGUUUUUUUUUUUUCAGGAACCUAACCAAAACCAAAAAAGAAAGCAAUUUUUAAUAUAAUUCUAACAUUCAUAUCUGUGAGACAAAUUUUGUCAGCUACAGAUACAUAUUUUUUAAACCAGAAUAUUCUUGUAUUUCAAAAAUAUCCACACAUUAUUAUCAAACUUCUACAAGUAGGGUAUUUAUAACUUUUAAAGUUUUAUAUAUUCUUCUAAUAGUGACUCAUGCCCAAUUUAGUUGAACAGAAUUGAAAGAGAAGGAUUAACUAGUUGAUUUAAUUUAGAGAAAAGCCAGCUAAAUUCAAGACAAAAAUAUCAGAGCUAGAAAUGUCAACCUCCCCUCAAAACUGGAAAAGGCUUCUGUGCCCAAAUUCCAUCUUCUUACAUCAGCAAAGAUCUAUUAAAAUACAUUCAAAUUAGAGAGUUUAACAUUUGUCUUUAAAGUCACAGUUUAGUUAUGCAUUGAUAAAAAUAAGAUGAAAAAUGCCUCAGAUACAAUUAAAAAUCCUUUUUAUUCAGUGCAUCUAUUACCUGGAAGUAGUCAUUCAACUUUAAAAAUAUGGGAAGUUAAAGCAUAUAAUUGAGAACAUUGUUGAAGUUUUAAAGUUUCCAAUACUUUUCAAAAUUACAUUGAUUUAAGAGUGCAUAUGUCUCACUCAUUGAAGAUUUUCAGAAAUAUAACUUACAUUGUAAAUUAACAUUAAAACAGGAUUGGGAGAUAUGUAGAACUACAAUUUGGUAAAUAUUUUCAUGAAGACCACUUUGAUAAGGCAUCAAACCCAACAUUUUAACCUAAUCUGAGAUUUAUUUCCUUUACCAUUGUAAAAUAAAAUGCAUUUAACAUUU